This is a messenger RNA of Triticum aestivum (bread wheat), 972 nucleotides long. RefSeq names its product very-long-chain 3-oxoacyl-CoA reductase-like protein At1g24470. Bases 1 to 420 code for a protein of 139 amino acids. Gene Ontology annotation, molecular function: ketoreductase activity. The transcript is spliced from 2 exons. The record is from RefSeq and is a predicted model, not a curated record. Gene Ontology annotation, cellular component: endoplasmic reticulum. NCBI's taxonomy places the organism in Eukaryota, Viridiplantae, Streptophyta, Magnoliopsida, Poales, Poaceae.
AUGAAGCAACUUUGUUUCACUCCAUGCAGCUACGUUGCUCGGUUCUCCAAGUGCCUUCACGUCGAGUAUAGAAGCAAAGGAAUCGAUGUGCAAUGCCAGGCACCGUUCUUCGUGACCGGCGCGAUGGCGUCCGGCUUCUCGGAGGCCAAGCUCUUCGCGCCGUUGACGCCGACGCCCGACGACUACGCGCGCGCAGCGGUGCGCUGGAUAGGCCACGGCGCGCUUUGCGUGCCCAACUUGCGGCACCAGAUCGCGUGGUUCAUAGCCUACGUCGUGCCCGACUGGCUGCUCGAGGAGCUCCUCCUGCGUGAGCACCUGUGGCAGAGGAAGGAGCUACGCAGGAUGAGGCCGUUGCCGCGUGCCCCAGCCGGGACUCGAGACCUAGUAAGCUACACAUGCACAAGCGGCUGCCUCAGUUGAGUGCUGAAUGGCUGAACUCUAACGCCCUUCUCAAUAAUCUACGUAGUUGGGGGAAGUCAUGAGCGUACAUUCUUGCAAGUUCAGUUAAUUAAUUUGUCGUUCUCAUGGUUGGCAAAAGAUUUAUCGGAUCAAGAUAUGCACCUCAGCUUAGUAGAUCUCUUAGCAAAAUGACUAUUCAACUCAACAAUAAUUUGAUCAAGCGCCACAUUAAAUAUUUCAAGAUGGAAAUGAUCAUAGUAAGCUACUAACUGGCUGCCACGACCCUUCUGAUCUAUAACUGGCAUUUCAUCUUCCAUAAUUGGCACAACAUUGUAAUGUACAAGAUAAAAUCAUGAUUCAGUCUGAUAGUUUGAUCGUCACGGAUGCUCUGAAGUUGAAUGAAGGGUACACACUGGUGGUUGCACCAAUUCUAGACGAUUGUCGUAGUCUACUACAAGAUUUCGGGAAGGUCACUAUUGAACAUUGUUUUAGAGAGACAAACAUGGUUGCCCGUGAUUUAGCUAGCUAUGGGAGGGGUAAUCCACAGACGGUGUGGUCAUGUACACCUCCUAG